Camellia sinensis is the source of this 1019-nucleotide messenger RNA. RefSeq names its product FKBP-like peptidyl-prolyl cis-trans isomerase family protein. The record is from RefSeq and is a predicted model, not a curated record. Lineage: Eukaryota; Viridiplantae; Streptophyta; Magnoliopsida; Ericales; Theaceae. Gene Ontology annotation, molecular function: peptidyl-prolyl cis-trans isomerase activity.
UAAAUAUCUAUAUAUAUAUGAUUACUUUUACGGACACAAUAUUGCCUUCAUAUAAGCACCACCGACCGCCGCUUUCGUUAUCCACAUUCAACCGACCUCCGUGUUCUUGUUCGCAAAAGAAAGAAAAAAUGGCUUCAUCUUUACUGUUUCCACUCGGUGCUGCAUUUUCUAAAUGCUUGUCUACCAAUAGGCAUACCAUUUCCGGAGGCAAAAUUCGAGCUGCAAAUGUGCAAUGCACAUAUUCAGAAUUUAGAGCAAGAGCUUCAAUGACUAUGGAAAAUGGGGAUGAGUUGACCUUAGUUAAGCGCAGGAACGUGAUUGGGUUGGUAUUGGGUGCUUCAAUCCUGUUGAUUAACUCAUUUAAUGCUGAUGGAGCUGGACUUCCCCCUGAGGAAAAACCAAGAUUAUGUGAUGAUGCUUGUGAAAAGGAGCUUGAAAAUGUACCUAUGGUAACUACUGAGUCUGGUUUGCAGUAUAAAGAUAUUAAAGUUGGUGAAGGCCCCAGUCCCCCAGUUGGUUUUCAGGUGGCUGCAAAUUAUGUUGCCAUGGUUCCAUCUGGACAAAUAUUUGACAGUUCACUGGAGAAAGGUCUGCCUUAUCUCUUUCGGGUUGGGUCUGGUCAGGUGAUCAAGGGACUUGAUGAAGGGAUCCUGAGCAUGAAAAUUGGAGGCAAACGUCGACUGUACAUUCCUGGAUCAUUGGCGUUCCCGAAAGGUCUCACUUCAGCUCCUGGAAGGCCAAGGGUGGCUCCUAAUAGUCCAGUUAUUUUUGACGUGAGUUUGGAGUACAUACCAGGCCUUGAGGUCGAAGAAGAAUAGAAUCUAAUUGAAUUGAAUUAUUGACAUCUUCCUUCCUUCCUUCCUUGCCAGUCUUCUUUUAAUUAUGAGAUCUCUAAAAGAGGUCCGUUAUUUAUAUCAGCAUUUGUAUUAUAAUAAUACAAUACUCCUACUUCCAUUUAUUCAUUCUUUGUACUAAAUGUAUAACCAGUAUUUACCCUUUGUGCAUGAGUCUUUUGUUCA